This is a messenger RNA of Alternaria arbusti, 936 nucleotides long. RefSeq lists its product as uncharacterized. Bases 1 to 936 code for a protein of 311 amino acids. The record is from RefSeq and is a predicted model, not a curated record. NCBI's taxonomy places the organism in Eukaryota, Fungi, Ascomycota, Dothideomycetes, Pleosporales, Pleosporaceae. The transcript is spliced from 2 exons.
AUGAAGCUCCUGUCCGUCUUCUCAGCACUCAUGACCUCGACGUUUGCCACGAAUGUUUCGACGGUCUACCAGUUCCCCAACGGCACAUGGGCCGAAAACAUCGCUACAAUGGGCAACGGCUCCCUUCUCGUGACAACCCUCGACACUGCUCAAGUGCUUAUCGUCCACCCUCAAGGCUCGCCUGCAAGCUCUUCCGUCAUCGCCACCUUUCCGAAUGCAACCGGCGCCCUAGGAAUUACCGAGUUCCAGGAGGAUGUCUUCGCUGUGAUCGUUGCGAAGCUAGUCCCCGGAAACGCGACGAAUCCACAGAGCUUUUCGUUGUGGAAACUUGAUAUGACUGCCAGGGAUGAGGGAGUCAAGGUCAGCAAGAUGUCUGAACUGUCUGAAAUGGCUAUGCCUAAUGGCAUGGCGGCAUUGAAUCACGAAAUGUUGCUGUUGGCAGAUUCGAUGUAUGGAAACGUUGCUGCGUACAACGUCAGCACUGGAAGAACGGAAGUAGUUCUCGAGGAUCCUAGCUUAGCAGCCAACCUCUCGGCACCUGGCCUACAACUUGGUGCCAACGGGAUCAAAUUCCACAACGACUACGUAUACUACACCAACACCGCCCAGGCUCUGGCUGGCCGCGUUCGAGUCCACCCAUCUACUGGCAGACCCAACGGCUUUUUCGAAACCGCGCGCGACGCAACCUUCAGCGGUCCUGACGAUUUUGCAGUUGCGAAGGAUGGCACACCUUUAGGCGACAAAAUCCAUCACAUCGAGCUGAAUGGCAAAGUUACGACUAUCGCUGAAGGUGGAUUGGUGGCGGGCUCUACGUCGUCGACAUUCGGAAGAACGGAGAAAGACAACAGUACCCUUUAUGUGUCUACUAUGGGUGGCUUUGGAACGGAUGGAACAGCGAAGGCUGGUGGGAGGGUUAUUGCGGUAAAGCUGCAUUAG